Messenger RNA from Solea solea (common sole), 1880 nucleotides. It is a transcript of the gene oscp1a, whose product is annotated as organic solute carrier partner 1a. Gene Ontology annotation, biological process: transport. The transcript has 11 exons. The record is from RefSeq and is a predicted model, not a curated record. Gene Ontology annotation, cellular component: cytoplasm; plasma membrane. The coding region runs from base 483 to 1631 and encodes 382 amino acids. Lineage: Eukaryota; Metazoa; Chordata; Actinopteri; Pleuronectiformes; Soleidae.
UUUCUUACUUUGUCUUGGCUUUAAAGACUGUUAUAGAAGCAGAUUAAUAGAUGCAUGUUCACUUUUUUAAUAUAAAGUAAGUUUACUACUGCAGAAAGGUUAAAUAGUUGACAUCAAGCCUAUAAGUGAGGGUUAUUGGUAUGGUUUUGUAUUUUCUUUCUUCAUAUAUUGAAUGCAUACUGUACCUUCUCUGGUUGGUUGUGCUGUGCUGUGACGUCAUCCUUAUCCUGGCCAAUAAGCUUAUAUUCUGCCUCUGCUGAUCCUCUUCCUGACCACCUGUUGCAUCUUAAGGGGAAAAUGUUAUCGGCAGAAUCAUGAUCAGAUAAGACUUUAACAUGUGCAACUCAGUUAUUCACAACAGGAACUAUCAGAUAAUGCUAAAUAUCAAGAGUAUCUUUGAUCAGCAAGAGGCUCAACUGCUCCAAACACCUACCCUGCACCAGCUUUUGCCUUGGAGCUAAUCCCUCCUUUGAUUUUGCAAGAUGUCCCUGAAAACUCUCCCCCUGGUGUUCAUUAACCUUGGUGGAGAGAUGCUUUACAUACUGGACCAACGCCUACAAGCUCACAACACGUCUGAUGACAACUCAGAGAAAGGAGUGUGGUCAGAUAAAGACAGAAAAAGAGUAAUGAAUGACAUCACUGCGACCAUGUUCAGUAAAGCCUUUGUUGAUGAACUUCUCAAACCUCAGCAGCUGUAUUCUCACAGGACUCUAAAAACAGUGCUGACUCGCUUAGCACAUGCCUCCAUCAUGAGGUUGAACCCGGCCAGCAUGGACAAGCUUUAUGAGCUGAUGCUUAUGGCAUUCAAAUAUCAAGUCUUCCUUUGUCCACGGCCAAAAGACUUGCUGCUCAUCACAUACAAUCACAUCGACACCAUCAGGGAACUUGUGAAAGACACUCCUGUGGUUGUGAACCAAGUGGAUGAGAUGCAUCGGAAAAUGAUAGAGGUGUACUCAUCAUUAUCAGAGGGUGAAUUCCAGCUGCUCAGACAAACACUGCUCAUUUUCUUUCAAGACAUGCAUGUCCGCUUGUCGCUUUUUCUGAAGAAUAAAGUCCAGAAUCCUAAUGGACGCUUUGCCCUGUCAACGUCAGGUCCAGUGCCUCAUGGGAUAUAUGUUCCUGGGUUAAUUAGGGCCUUUGACAGCAAGGGCAGAGAAGUGAGACGAAGCCAGUUCCCCACUGGAGGAACUUACAGCAGCUCCGUCAAAGAGGGAUGCUUUGAGCUGCGUGGAGACAGAGUCAUCACCCUGGGCGUGAACAUGUAUACUGUGCACCACCCAGAGGAGACACAGACAUGCAAGGCUCCGCCUGUCAAGACUAAUGACACUCCCAAUCCUCUGGCCAAGGAGGAACUGAACCUGCUGGCACGUCUGAUGGGAAGCAUGAAGGACGAAACUGAAACUGGAUUUUGGAUCAACCUGUUUACCACAGAUGAAGAGGACGAUCAGGCGAGUGACUCAAGAGGAGCUGACGACUCUAUGUUUGGAUUGAUAAGUAUUCAGGCCAUGCAGGAUGAACCGGCUUCGACUGAGCUCGCUCAAAUCGCUGGCCAGUUUGCAGAACAAGAACAGCCUGAAUUUACCAGCUGCACCAAAGGAGAUGAUUUGCUGGCCAUGAUGGAUGACCUUUGACCCUCAUCAGUGUCAUUAUUCCCUCUUCUUUAUCACAGGCACUGGUGCUGGUGAUAAAGUUAAAGAUGUUUGAGUGAGACUUAUUUUGAAACUUAAUAGACUAAAAUUUAGCCUAAAAAUUACUGACAUCAGAGGUUCAAUGUAUAAUGUACAGGUAGAAUGUAUAUUGAUUUUCAUAUCAGUGCAUCAUCAUGUCUCACCUACAAUUAUUAGUGUAUUCUACAUGUGGUGUUUUAACACUGAUGCACA